AUGAGCACACCAUUGUGGAUGAAUCAACAAAAAAAGACUGUCCCAGUUACCUCGUUUUUCGAUUUUCAAAGAGCAGCUACCGGCAGAGAAACUCCUGCUGUACGAUUACGACAAGCAGCCAUUGAUGGCAAUAUACCUGCUGUGAAAAGACUCAUAAAAAAGGUUCCAAAUAUACAGAAUCCGGAUCCAAGUAAUAACUAUACAACCUUAAUGUACGCUGCAAGACAUGGUCAUGUUGAGCUUGUUGAACUCUUAUUAAAUAUGAACCAUGAAGAAGAAGUGAUUUCAGUGGAUAAUAAAGGCGAAACAGUAUUGAUGAUUGCAGCCAUGUACAAUCACGAAGAGAUAUUUUACAAUUAUGCAAGCCGUUAUCAAGAGUGUGUUCAUGCUAUCAGUAAAAACGGGUGGACAGCUCUAUUGUACGCUGCGAAGAAUGGGAACGCUAACCUUGUAAAUUACAUGAAAACAAUUUCUGCUGAUAUUGAUCAUGUUGAUUAUGAAGGGAAUUCAGCACUACACUAUGCAUCUGCCUGGGGUCACACCGCUGUCAUGGAGCUAUUGGCAUCAUUAGGAUGCAACCUUGAUCUCGAAAACAAUUCUCGGUUCAGCGCAUCAGAUUAUGCCUAUAGUUUCUCUGUUAAGGAGCACAUGAAAACUUUGCCUCAAGUACAACAAGAAGCAAUCGAUGCAAGUCUCUCUUCUUCAUUUAAACAAUCAAAUUAUCAUCGUCCAUGUCUUUCUUCACUUUCAAGUGGAACCCAUCCUAGUCUUGGAACAACACUUAUAUCGCGAGGUCCUUCUUACAGUGGCUAUGAAUCACCAACCCCAACACCACGUGCAUCCACAUCUUCCUCUUCCAUUGUUGCCAAUAGUGUAUCGAUGACUGUGUCAUCAAGUCCUAGAGGCUCUUAUUUCCAGCAAGCAAUCAAUAGCAGUAAUGGUAGUGGUAGUGGUAGUGGUAAUAACGGUAGUGGUAAUAGUGGUAGUGGAUCAUCUAAUACGGACGGAGAGCGACAGAGAGCAGCUAGUUUUGGAGAUCAAGCACGAUCACUUAGGUACCGUAGUGAAUAG
Phycomyces blakesleeanus NRRL 1555(-) is the source of this 1071-nucleotide messenger RNA. RefSeq lists its product as hypothetical. The transcript has 8 exons. The record is from RefSeq and is a predicted model, not a curated record. NCBI's taxonomy places the organism in Eukaryota, Fungi, Mucoromycota, Mucoromycetes, Mucorales, Phycomycetaceae. Gene Ontology annotation, molecular function: protein binding. Bases 1 to 1071 code for a protein of 356 amino acids.